Messenger RNA from Pogoniulus pusillus (Red-fronted tinkerbird), 724 nucleotides. It is a transcript of the gene OTOS, whose product is annotated as otospiralin. The coding region runs from base 192 to 455 and encodes 87 amino acids. Lineage: Eukaryota; Metazoa; Chordata; Aves; Piciformes; Lybiidae. The transcript has 4 exons. Gene Ontology annotation, biological process: sensory perception of sound. The record is from RefSeq and is a predicted model, not a curated record.
AAUUAACCACAAACCAAAACAUCUCCAGAGACACUUAAUCUCACAUCAGUUCAGAGGAGCCUUUUGGAUUUAGCCACUCAAAAAUUAAAUAGCAGUACACACUUCAGCACUGUCGCUCUUUUAACACUCUGUUGCAGUUCAGGAACUGUAAGAUUAUUUUUCAGAAACACGACCAUUAUCUUGCAGAAAAGAUGACAUUUAUUGGCUUAUUUUUCUUCUGUAUGCUGAUGAAUAUACUCACAGAUGCCCGAUCAAUCCGGGAUGGAGAUGCUCUAUACCGGGAACCUGUAGCCUUGCCGUACUGGCCCUUCUCAUCCAGUGAUUUCUGGUCCUACGUGGAGUAUUUCCGAACCCUGGGAGACUACAACAGGAUCAAUGAAAUGGCCACAGCCCUCUUUGCCCAGUUCCCUUUUGGGAGCCACCUUGGCUAUCACGUGCCCAACCACGAGCACUAACUGCUUCGCCCAUGUUUGCUGAAGUCAGUGUCUUGGCAGUGUUGGAUGAGUGGUUGGAUUUGAUGAUCUUAAACGUCUUUUCGAACCAAAAUGAUUGCAGUGUUUCUAAGAUGUUUAAGUGAAUACAUGGCUGCCAGCAAAUGCACCUGAACUGCCACUUAUUAACACUUACAGCAGUCACAUGCAGCAUUUCAUCCUUUAAUUUUGCCUUUUCUUUUUUCCCAUUUAUGCUUUCACAUGAAGUCAAUAAAUUCCUUGAUUCUGUUGCA